Messenger RNA from Aegilops tauschii subsp. strangulata, 659 nucleotides. Lineage: Eukaryota; Viridiplantae; Streptophyta; Magnoliopsida; Poales; Poaceae. The record is from RefSeq and is a predicted model, not a curated record.
GACCAGGUCAUAACCUGGCCGACCGGGCCGCUCGUCCCCACCAGCUCUCUCACUCUCCCCGAGCUCACUCCACUCCUCUCUGCUCUCCUCUGCUUCUGUUUCUUCUUCUCGCGCUCCGGCGACGCCGCGACCAUGCCGUCGUGGCCGAACAGCAACGAGACGUCGGACGACGAUGACGAGUACAUGAGCGAGUUCAGCAGCAUGCAGAUGGAGUACUUUCAAACUCCUGACACUGUGAUAGACCCUAGUUUCUGUGGGCUUGUGACUGAAUCUGACAGAAGGUGCAUCCUGCACAGGCAGAGGGCGGGCAAGUUUGUGGCAUUUGAAGGCACUGACACUGGCAGGAGAUUCAUAGGAUGUGCUACUGAGGUAAUGGACCAAGUUGGUGUGGAUUUGAUUAGCUUGAAUUUCUGCUAUGUAGUGGAAACAGACUGUUUAGUUGCUGUUUUUCUGAAUUUUCCUUAAGUCUGAAAACAUUGGUAUGUCUGAAUACUGUACUUGUAGUAAAGAGCACUGGAAACAUAUGAACCAUAUUGAUGUAUUGUAUUUUUAGUAUAGAACUGACUAGCUAGUGUAGCUUAUAUCAUUAUUGUUUAUGAUUUGUUAUUCUGAAUUUGCUUGUUCACUGUAAAUUUAAAUUGAUUUUCAGGAUGGUGUGA